This is a messenger RNA of Pieris macdunnoughi, 984 nucleotides long. The record is from the annotation of a GenBank genome assembly. Lineage: Eukaryota; Metazoa; Arthropoda; Insecta; Lepidoptera; Pieridae.
AUGGAUUCCUACUAUUAUGAUGGAAUGGACAUCUCAAAAAAGCCAAAUGCAGGCAUAAAGUUUAUCCUACGCGUAUCUCCACAGGCGCUUGCUGUCAGUGGAGCAAAAGGUUCAGCAAUAGCUAAUCCAAUUUCAUAUGUAUUUAUAAAAGGAGGAGAAAAGAGCUCAAUAAUCCACGACCCUACAGCAGCCGCUGUUGCUGGCCCCGGGGGAAUCGCACAUGCACUUGACUCCACUCAGUAUUUGCCGUUUUACGGAGGAGCUAAAGGCCAAUAUUUAGAAAUAAGAAAGGACACUCGGGGAUCUAUCCUCAGUGAAAGGAUCGUUCCAGAAGAUAGUAUUUCCAAUGAGAACAUUUUCAAAGCCACCGAAGGAAAUCUUCAGGCGAAAAUGUUUCAAGCAAACUUAGCACAGCUGAAGUCUUUGUCAUCUAGUGUCCUAAGGUUGUACAAUUUAGGUAGACGCCUAGGCUACCUUGGCGAGCGAGAGAAGGAAAGAUUCGAGACACAAUUGGCAUCCCUGGAAGAGACCGCGUCCAACACAGUAAAAAUUGUCGACGAAAUUGGUGACGAUGUGGAUGUGCUAUUCAAGAAAAGCAAGCCAGAAUCUACUACUACUUCGACGACUGCUGCAGCUGAGCAUUCCUCUUCCGUACCCGCACUUAGAAAAUAUCAAGACAAUUAUGAUGAGGAUGAUGUUGGAGAAGAAGGUAUCAGUGUUGGCGCACAGGCUGAUGAUUCCAAUGAAAAUUAUGAAGUACAUGAAAGAAGAACGAUUUCUGAAGCUAAACCAAUCGGUCUAGCAGUGGUCGGCGAAAACGGGGUAGCAGCAUCACGGCCAAUAGGUACUGCGGUAGCAGCGUCUGGAGUGGCCAUCGCUAGGCCCAUUGCCACCGCCAUAGCAGGCCUAGACCCAACACUUCUUGGCAUUGACUUCCAGCUAAACCAUUAUCAGAAAACUUUUAAGAUUAACAAGAAAACAUAA